Notothenia coriiceps (black rockcod) is the source of this 1228-nucleotide messenger RNA. RefSeq names its product zona pellucida sperm-binding protein 4-like. Bases 128 to 1228 code for a protein of 366 amino acids. NCBI's taxonomy places the organism in Eukaryota, Metazoa, Chordata, Actinopteri, Perciformes, Nototheniidae. The record is from RefSeq and is a predicted model, not a curated record. The transcript has 8 exons. Gene Ontology annotation, cellular component: egg coat. Gene Ontology annotation, molecular function: structural constituent of egg coat; acrosin binding. Gene Ontology annotation, biological process: binding of sperm to zona pellucida; prevention of polyspermy.
CUCUUCCCAGCGUCGGAGAAAGGACGUGAUAUUUCCGGGACUUAAAACCCGCAUAACUCAACAUACCUAAACCAGAGAAGAUGAAUAAUCACUGUAAAAACUUUGUUGGAUUACAUUAUUUUUCGCCAUGAUGACGCAGCACUGCUGGUGUUCCUCCGCCAUCCGGCUGAGGGAAACACCUGAGGAGCAGCACGUGCCCAGAGUCAGCUGCUUUGAUCGGAGGAUCCGAGCUGUUUUUGGUCCUCUGGUCAGGAGUAACGUGCACGUUAAAGAUAAGAAGGGGGCCGCCAUCCCAGUGCCUGAGUCUGAGGGCUCAUGUGGGGUGAGACUGGGCCGAGAGAGGAACCAGAGCCUGGCCUUCUACAGCAGAUAUGACAGCUGCUAUGCACAGAUUGAGGGCAACAGAGUCAUCGUCCCUCUGAACGUUCAGCUAACAGGAGAGGACGGGUGGUUCAAUGCAACCAUCAGCUGUCCUCUGAUAAAGAGACACAGCGAGAGGUCCAAACGCAUCCCAGAGUCUUUCCCUGGAGACUGUGCCACAGAACGAGCUCUCAGAGUGGACUGUGGUUACCAAAGCAUCUCUAGAGAGGCCUGCAUCAAACAGGGAUGCUGCUACGACGCUAAAGAUGUAACCUGCUACUACAGACUCAAUGCCUGCUCUGUGGACGGACACUUUGUCUUCUCCGUGACGGCCUCAGACACAAAGAAGACCUUUGACCCCAGCCGCCUCAUAGUGAAGGACCAGCCUCAGUGUUACCCUGUGAUCACCACACCAGAUACAGCUGUCUUCAAGAUCAGACUCACGGAGUGUGGGGCAAAGUUAAGGGUGGAAGCAGAUGUGACAAUCUAUGAGGUGGAAGUGGAAGAGCUGCACACGAAAAGUACAAUCAAUCAUUCUCCAUUUAGUCUCCAGGUGCAGUGCGAGUACGACGCCUCAGAUCUGAAGCGUGCAGAUGGGUUUCGCUCCUUGUUUCCGGUGACCAACCCCCCCACUGUGGUCGGACUGGGAACCAUCGGAGUGCAGAUGAGGAUAGCCAAAGAUGCUUCCUUCACAUCCUUCUUCCCUGACGACCAGCUUCCUGUGUCCUUUCCGCUGCGCAAAAUUCUGUACGUGGAGAUCUCCAUCGCCCAGCCGUCACUAGACCCAACUCUUUCCCUACGAGUGAGGGACUGCUUCGCCUAUCCUGCGUCCAGACAAUCUGUGUGGACGCUGCUCUAUGACGGGUAA